AUGCAUUGGCCACGAGGUCAUCGCCAGCUUGUGGUGAAGCCCGUUGACAUGGCCUUUGGCGUCGGAACUACACUUUGGAACCUGAGUGGACACAUGGAGCUCACGUUGAACCGGUCAAGCGAGCCUAAUGGCCUAUUGAGGGCCUAUUGGUUGAAGUGCGGCAGAUUCAUCAGAUACACCAUGCAGGAGGCAGCGCAGAGUCCAAGCGAUUGGCACCUCAGCUGCAGCAACAGCUCGAUUCUGCCUGAGGUCCUGUGGGAUAGAAACCUGCUCUUCAAAUGGGGCACAGUGCCUCUUCCUGAGGGAUGGAUUCUGAGCGGACCGUCCCAGCAGCGUGAGGAUCUUCCGUACCAAGAGCUGGUGGACCAAUUUGGUGACAGAGCGGCAGAAGAGCUCUGGAAGCACAUCCACCAGCAGGAACCUUGGAUGCAGUACAAGUCAAUUCCACGACUGAUGAGAACGGCACACCUGACUGCGAACACAUGGAAGUCUACAGCGUAUUCGAAUGUUAUCCAACACCUGCGCAGAUCUUUUGCACGAGCAAUGCAUGAGAUGAAUGGCUGCAUUGCUGAACAAAAGUAUCGUUGCCCAGCCUGA
This is a messenger RNA of Symbiodinium natans, 597 nucleotides long. NCBI's taxonomy places the organism in Eukaryota, Dinophyceae, Suessiales, Symbiodiniaceae. The record is from the annotation of a GenBank genome assembly.